AUGAAACUCAAGGAAUGCCCUCAUGAUCCCGGUGGCUACUUUAUCAUAAACGGCAGUGAAAAGGUAAUCCUCAUGCAGGAGCAAAUGUCAAAAAAUCGUAUAAUCGUUGAAGGAGACACAAGUAAAGGUAUGAUCUGCUCGGUAACUUCGUCAUCGGCUCAAACGAAGUCCAAAACAAACAUCCUCUUGAAAGACGGUCGGUUCUUUCUCCAGCACAAUUCCUUCACCGUUGAUGUACCUAUCGUUAUUCUCUUCAAGGCUAUGGGAAUCACAGCAGACAAGGAAAUCUUACAGUAUGUCGGACGCGAACAGGCAAUCUGGGCAAAGGUUGUACCUAGUCUAAAACAGUGUAUCGAUGCCAAGAUCCACACCACGCAAGAUGCUUGUCGGUGGUUACAGUCCAAGUUACGCCAGCCCCGUUUCAGGCCCUCGCGUUCGACCGGCAAGACUGGUGCAGACAUCACUGAUCGUGAUGUUCAGGUGGACAUUCAGCGCAUGUUGCGUGACAUUCUGAUUACCCAUAUACCCAUGGAGAAGAUGAACUUUUCUGUUCGAGCCCUGUUUCUGGGACAAAUGGUGCGCUAUCUGAUCCUCCUUGCGGAUGGCAAAAUUCCGCGUGGUGGCACGCAUCGAGGCGGCCUCGGCCACCCGCGCCUCUCUUCCCCU
Messenger RNA from Dibothriocephalus latus, 666 nucleotides. The record is from the annotation of a GenBank genome assembly. Lineage: Eukaryota; Metazoa; Platyhelminthes; Cestoda; Diphyllobothriidea; Diphyllobothriidae.